Plodia interpunctella (Indianmeal moth) is the source of this 6545-nucleotide messenger RNA. It is a transcript of the gene nmd, whose product is annotated as no mitochondrial derivative. Gene Ontology annotation, biological process: extraction of mislocalized protein from mitochondrial outer membrane. Lineage: Eukaryota; Metazoa; Arthropoda; Insecta; Lepidoptera; Pyralidae. The record is from RefSeq and is a predicted model, not a curated record. Gene Ontology annotation, molecular function: ATP hydrolysis activity; ATP binding. The coding region runs from base 169 to 1320 and encodes 383 amino acids. Gene Ontology annotation, cellular component: mitochondrial outer membrane. The transcript has 8 exons.
CUCUUUUGUCUAUGAAUUAAAUGAAUGACACAAAAUUCACAAAAGCGUGAUGAAGAAUAUUCUGUAGUUUUAUGAAGUGAUUGAAAAGUGGCUAAAAUCGAAUAGUAUAGGUGCAUAAACAGGAGCACCGCAAUUCUAUUGUGAUAAUUAAAUUUCUCAUUAUACGUCAUGGUGAUAGAGGGCUCGGCUUUUACGCGGAACGAUGUGUUCCAAAUGGCAAUACGUGUUGCAUUUGUGUCUGCCGUUACAUAUUUCUCAAUAAAAUGGCUUGUGAACCAGAUAGAUCCAACUUCUAAAAGCAGGAAGAAAGCGGAGGAAAGAGCGCGCGAGCAGUUACGCAAGUUGUCUUGCAGAGCGGGCCUCGGCUCAAAGCACACGGUGGAGUUUGAUAAGCUGACAGGCCACGAGAUGAUUAUCGCGUCGCAACUCGUCGUCCCUGAUGAGAUCAAUGUCAACUGGAAAGACAUAGCAGGCCUGGACCACCUGAUCCAGGAGCUGCGGGAGACAGUGAUUCUGCCCAUACAGAAACGGGAGCUGUUUGCUGACAGCCGACUGACGCAGCCGCCCAAAGGAGUCCUGCUGCACGGACCACCAGGUUGCGGCAAGACCCUGAUAGCCAAAGCGACCGCCAAAGAGGCGAACAUGAGCUUCAUCAAUCUGGACGUGUCGCUGCUGACAGACAAGUGGUACGGUGAGACGCAGAAACUGGCGGCCGCCGUGUUCAGCCUCGCGGUCAAGCUGCAGCCCUGCAUCGUGUUCAUAGACGAAAUCGAGUCGUUCCUGCGCACGCGCACGCAACACGACCACGAAGCGACCGCCAUGAUGAAGACGCAGUUCAUGUCGCUCUGGGACGGGCUCAUAACAGACUCUGACUGCACCGUCAUUAUCAUGGGGGCCACCAACCGGCCGCAGGACCUGGACAAGGCUAUCCAGCGCCGCAUGCCGGCCACGUUCCACGUGCCGAUGCCCAACGAGAGCCAGCGCGAGCGCAUCCUGCAUCUCAUACUCAACUCCGAGCCCGUCGCGCCCGAUAUCGACCUGAAGCGCCUGGCGGCGUCGACCGAGGGAUUCUCGGGCUCCGACCUGCACGAGCUGUGUCGGCAGGCCGCCGUCUACCGUGUCCGCGACCUCGCCCGCGACGAGAUUGACCACCACGCGAAAAACUCGACAAAGUCUAACGGCUCAGAGUCAGAAGACGAAUUCGUGGACGCCGUCCGCCCGAUCACGAUGGACGACCUCCGCCUGUCGCUCAGCAAACUCAAGGAGUCCAAAAUACAGUGCGGAACCCUCGCGCCAAACAUGCGGAUAGAACUGGACUAGAACCGGAUUAAAGCGGAAACUACGAUAAAGAUGCAAGUCUCUUUUUUUUCUAAUUAUUUUUUGAAGUUGUUCUUAUUUUGAAAUGAAAUUUCGAUAAACUCACUUAAGAGCAAAUAAGCGGUUAUAACCGAAUUGUUACUAGUUUUAACAGGUUAUGUGCAGAAAAAUUUUAUGUUUAUUAUUUCAUUAUUAUUUUUUUCUGUAAAGGCUAUGACUAAAAGAAACGCAAUUUUCGAAGUCCAUAUUGUCAGCGAUUUUUUUUUUAUUCGCAGAAGAAAUAUAUUUUUCCCGUUUUUGUUGUAGAAAUAACACGAAUACACAUUCGACCUCGAAACAGUUUAUGUAUCUAGAUCAUUAUGAUGUUGGUGAAAAUUUUUACAUACGACUUAUUUUUAUUUAUUUUCACUUGCUAUUAAGGGCACAUGCUCACUAAAUGACCUACGCUCCGUUUUCCCAGUUCUGGGGUACCACUCAGUUACCGCUUUACUCCACCUUCCAUCAUUCCUUCUAGCCAGGUGCCCAGCCCAAUUCCAAUUUACCUAAAUAUCAUGGCCAUAAUACUCGACUAGUCUGGAUUACAAAGUGUUGCCCCAAAAGUGGGACAAAUGUCCCACUCAACAUUAUGAAACUUUUAAUAUUAAUUAAAUAAUUAAUAUCACAUUAUAUCACUUUACUAAAUUAACAAAUAGAUACAGUCAACAGCACAUUAACCUACCCAAAUUCAUUGCAAACUCGCCGCUAUCACCGUGCCGUAGAGAUUCAUGAAGGGCAACUUGAUGUGCUGUUCUACAUGAUAUAUUAAAAUAUUCUCGUGAUUCGGCUCAAUAUUAUUUUAAUUUAUUUAUAUAUGAGUUUAUGUAAAAUGACUUUCAAAAAGUUUGUAUAUUUUUGAUGUGCACUAUUGAUCAGUUAAAUAUUGAGAGAUUACAGAGUCAAAUUUUAAAUAUGAUUAAACAAAAUUCAAUAUACUUAUCGUAGUAGGUAGAUAAAUUGAUGCAAUUUUUGAAACAUGUGGAAUAGCGUAUAGUUGAACCUUAUAUCCUGUCUCGUUCUCACCCAAAGAAGAGCGAGAUAGCGUUAAGUAGAUUAUAUCAUAGAUAGGCUUCUUUUUCCGGAAUAUAUUGUUGAAACCACUUCGAUGACUUUAUGAAAUCUCGAUUUGAAAUAAAGAGUUCGCCAUGUGGUCGAUAGAUGGCGUUGACUAAGAUUAAAUCGCGCAAGCAAAGUUUUCACAUAUAAUGAUAGAAUCCAUACAAAAUAAAUAUAGAAUUAUUAACGUCUAAUGCUUUUUGUUAAAAACUGGUGACUAAAUUAUCUAAUAAUAUAAUACUUUGAGUGACGGAAAUAGAAAUUAGUUGUCCAGUGAAAGGAUCGCAUGUUUGUAUGUUAUAAAUAAAAACUAUAUUAAAGUAGAAAUAAUUGUGUGCAUUUUGCAAGGCAUUUGUGGGAUGUUGAGAAAGUAGUUUAGCGAAUUUAUUUUACAUCUCAAACAUUUUUACUGACUUUAAAACCAUACAUGUAUGUAGUUUUCGUGGAUAAUAUUAUUGAAUUGCCACAAAUUCCACGAGUUUUUUUUUUAAUACUUUAGUUAGCAGAUUAGAGGGUUAGAUUGGGGCUGUGGCUAAAUUGAUAAGUUACGUAUCAAAUAAUACUAUUGUGCACUAAAAUGUGUUUGUCUACGUAGAUUUAUAGUCAUAUAUGGCCGUUAAAAUACAAAAGGGACCUUAUGGCGCCCUUCACUUACGCCAUUAUCGCCGUUGUUUUGCAUUCGAACAACGGCAAUAAAGACCUAAGUGCCAGCCGCCAGAAUGGACGGCCAAUUGCAAUAUUAAUUGAAUAUUUUUCGUAGAUGUUGCAAAAUGUUGUAUAAACAUUCGGUAUGUAUUUUUCUUUAGAAAAUACAGCAAAGAUAUAUCAUUUUGUUAUUUAUGCGUGGAAGCAACGUAUGUAUGUAUUUAUUAUAUUUAUAUAACUUAUAUAUUUAUCUUUUGUAUAUGUAAUUUUUAUAUUAUUACUUUGGGAUUUAAUGAAAUUCAAAUUUUAUUACUUUUUUUGUCUUGAUAAAUUCCUAUUUGGUUUUCUGUGUAGUUAAUAGUAAUUAUUACUAUGAGCAACAUUACUGCACAAAUAUUUGUUAUGACAACCAUAAUAUCGUACGUUAUCUUUUGCCCGCGGUUUCGCCCGCGUUCAUUGUUUUCACCCUUUAAAAAAGUAAGAGGUAGAAUUUCCUUAUAUAUAUAUAUUAUACAAAAUUCGAUAACUAUAUAUUUUUAAUAAAACGCAAUAUAUAUGUAUGAAAACAAUUGAAUUAAAAUUUGCCAUAUUUUUUUUUUAUAUAAUAUAGACAAGUAUAUAUGUAUUCCAGAUUUCGUGGCAUAUACAUUUUAAAAUUACGUAUAAGUUUUCCGAUUUUAAUAAAAUAUAUUUGGAUUUUAACAAUAUCUCAUCAAAAUUAUAGAGGAUUUGUAGCUUUAUCGCUUUAUUUACGCUGUGGUGAUAAUUAUACGCAAUAUUUAGUGUUCAACGCGAGAAACAUGGGUGUGAAUAAUUUAAGUAUUUUGUAAAAGCUGUUUCCUGCUUUUUUUUACUAUAAUUUUGUAACUGUUUUGUAUAUAGUUGUUAGAUAUAGAUGUGGUGUCCCGUCUCUCUCUACGAGAUAACAUUCGAACUGAGAUGGAGGUAGAUUUUUGACUAUUUUUUGCAACGUGUAUUCGGACAUGUGUUAUACAAACAAAUGUCAUUACUAAAUUCUCUUUAUAAUUAUUAUUUCUUUUUGAAAGUACAAAGAGAAAUGAGCCGUAUUUUAAAUUCUUUUAAAAUACUGUAUACCAUUUUAAUGGUCCUCAUUAAAAUUAAAUUGUCUCUUGUGCUAGCUUCACAUUAACGGUGAAGUCAGAUCGCGAAUUAACGUGUAUUGUUUAGUUUGUAUUUGAGCUUAAAAGCUCACAUACAAACAAAAAGAUGUAUGUAAUAAAUUACUGCAGGUAAAAACCUGUAAUGGAUGACGAAAUCGUCAAGUUUAGCGAUCUGUUUGCCGAUAGUUUGGAACGAUUGGGUGUCAAAAUUGGAAAAUGUAAAGUUUUAUCGUCUUGUCUCAAUAGUUAUUAUUACAUACGUAUAAUGCUAGCAGGAUCGACACUCUGAACAAGAAAGAAAAUGGUAAUUGCAAAUUUGUAGCGAGAGUUAGUUGUUUUACUGACAUACACUAUCGCCGAACUCAGAUGCCGACGUGAAUGAACGUACAUUGCGCAAUUUGUAUGCGAGCUUUAUUAAUCGUAAGAAAAAUACCAGCAAUGGCAAAAGCCGCCAAAGUUCGUGCAAAUGUUUGCCUAUAUCGUCAGCAUUAUGUUCGACCGCCACAAAGGAAAGAUAUUCCUGUCAGCCUAUGUGUGUACUCUGUGGAAUUGCGUGGCUUCGACGUUAUCAUGUUGUAUUUUAUCAUUCCAAUCUUAAACACUUCAACUGCGCGUUUUAGACAUGUCGUUUCUGAAGUGAGUCGUCCAUAGGGCCAGCUGUCCGUAGUGUUGCGACCCAUUUAUGCAGCUUGUAUUGUCUUUGCUUUUAGUUGGCGUUGUUCAUAAGUUGCGCGGUAGAUGUCGCCACAAUCUUUUUUAGAAAUAAUGUCUACAUACAUAUACUUCAAUCAAUCGACAUAUUUAUAUGCAUAUAAUGGUGAAAAUAUCCAUACCUAUGGCCUGUACACUUGUAUUUCAGCUACCGGCACGUUUCACAGUUUACAUAUGCAAGUAGCUGGCAUUUCAAUGUCAAAGUCAGAACACUUGCGCAUGUCAGCUAUCCGAGUCUAAAAUGGUUCUCCGACAAUUCCUUCGUCUAUGAACGUUUCGUCGACAGAAUGCUUCGACAUCGGGCGUUUGAACGCCAGAACACUUCAUGUACGAACGAUUCGCCGACAGAAUGUCUCCUCUAUUCUGCCGGCGAAUCGUUCGUAGACGAAGCAAUUGUCGGAAAACUGUUUCAGACUCCAGCUAUCCGUUUCACUCGUACAUACGAGUACUAUUGCUUGUUAGAUACACAUGUAUCUUCACAUUCUCCAUCCUAAUGUAAGUACGGAAAACGUGUUACAUAAUAUAUUAGGAUGUGUAUCAUAUAUUUUGUCUCUUGCUAGUGUUAUACAAAAUUUGUUUUUCUCCUUCACACGUUGCAAUUUAUACUUUGAUUAUAUUGGUUGAGUGGUUUGUUUUUGUUACGCGGUUUGACUGCUUGUUAGAAUCUAGAUUUUUGUCAACUGAAGGGAAUAAAACCAAAGGUUUUGCCGUUGUAGCUGACUUAUGCUCACGCGCAUAUACAAUCAAAUAUGGGUUUUAAUACUGAGUAAUAUAAACUACUAGUAACUUUUACAGCAAAUAGUUUGUUUAUUUACACUUUGUGUUAAUUGAACUAAAAUUCACAAUUGGAAAAGUAGUAUAGAUGCAUUUAAAUGUUUCAUUUAAUUUACUAUGUUGGUAUUUUUAUUUAUUUAUGUACACAAGAUAACAGUGAAAAUAUAAAACUUACAAAUAGGAAACUAAGUACAUACAACUUAUUUCUAUAGAAAUUUCUUUCAGUGAACCCGCGACAGAAAAAUUAAACAAAGAAACACUUUAUUUUUGCCAACAUUUAAAUUAUAUUAUUAGGUUAUGAUUUCCACACUUCCAUUACUUCAUAGAGACAACAGUCUUGGCAGCUGAUAGGGAACAAUAUACUUCUCUAGUAGGGUUGACGUUAGAAAAGCGGCCGAGAGGCCGCUUGGCGGCGUCACAUCUCUGAAUAAAGCAACCGAAAUACGCGAAGAUGAAAGAGAGAUUUUAACAAUUUGCUGAUCUCUGACCUCGGUGGCGCAGUGGUAAAGUUCUUGCUUCUGAACCGAGAGGUUCCGGGUUCGAUCCGCGGUCGUGUCAUCAUGGAAAAUUAUCUUUUUCUGAUUGGCCCGGGUCUUGGAUGUUUAUCUAUAUAUGUAUAUGUUAUAAAAUAUAGUAUCAUUGAGUUAGUAUCCCAUAACACAAGACUAGAACCUAUUUUGGAGCUAGCUGAAUCUGUGUGAUUUGUUCUAAUGUUUAUUUAAUCACAUCAAUUGUCAUUUUACAAGUUUAAGGCCAUAUUUGAGGGUAUAUUUUAAGUUAGUAAUGUACAAGUUAGCUACAAUAUAUGCCCUGAGCUUACAUUGUAUAGAGCCGUUGUUCAACCAGACGUUAUAUUUAUUGUGUAAAUAAAAACAGUGAAUUAUA